Tribolium castaneum (red flour beetle) is the source of this 1074-nucleotide messenger RNA. RefSeq lists its product as uncharacterized. The coding region runs from base 1 to 1074 and encodes 357 amino acids. The transcript has a single exon. Lineage: Eukaryota; Metazoa; Arthropoda; Insecta; Coleoptera; Tenebrionidae. The record is from RefSeq and is a predicted model, not a curated record.
AUGACUCAUCGUCUCGCUCCCCCCAAAGCGACUUCGACCAAGCCGAAGCCCACGCUGAAGCCCGCUGCGACUAAGCAGAAAAAAUCCGGUGAGUCUGUUGCCGAUUUACUUAAAAAUCAAACACCAAUACCUCCUCCCCAAACCUCCGCUACCGCCACUACCUUCUCCAAUAUGCAAAAUAUGCAAAACCUUUCCCGCUCUCGCUCCCCCAUCAACAAAACCUUUGACAAACCCGUAUCCCCAAUCUCCUCUCGCGAAUCCAGCAUGUCUGUUUCCGAGUCAGAAUACAAAUAUACCGUCCGAAACCUGCCCCAAAACAUUGCUACCCAAAAAUCCUUCUAUUCUUUUUUAAUCACAACAAUUAACCUCAGAUCAAUCUUAACCCUGAAAGUCAAUUAUAACCGAACCGCUCUCCUAAUAACUUCUGCCCCCAUUACCCCAGCCAUCAUCAACCAAUUCCGCACCGCAUCCGGUGAUGCCAACAUAACUGUCGACCCUAUUAACAAAAAGUCCCUAAAUACCCCAUUCCCAAAAGUCCCUACAUUUUCCGUUGUUAUCCGCAUCGUCGAACACGACAUUACCGAAGCCGACAUCAUAAACCAAAACCCAAUCCUCAAAAUUAACCGCCGCCACAGAAUUAUCUCCAAAAAAACCAAUCGUCCCACCCCAUUAAUCCGCAUCAUCUCCGACGAUAAACCCACAAUAGAUCACCUUUUAACCCAAGGCAUCACCAUCUUUUCCCGCGUUUACGAUUGCGAAGUCUCCCAUCCACCUCCCCCAACUCCACUGCAAUGCUCCAAAUGCUUCCAACUGGGCCAUGGCCCCAAUGAUUGCCCCAACAAACCCAUUUGCCCCAAAUGCCCCGAAUCUCAUCACCCAUCCAAAUGCACCGUCAUUACGGCCAAAUGCCCUUUCUGCCAAGGCUCCCACCCUGCAUGGUCCCGUCAAUGUCCAGUUAUCAAAGAAACCCCCAUUACCGAAAAUACCCCAUUCGUCCCAACAAAAAUCAUUGACCCCCCUUCCGAGUUUGCCGACCGAGACAUAGCCGAAGACCCCCGACAGCCCCCACUCUGA